UGGAUAGUACCCGGCGUAUGCUGGCGCUAUGUGAGGAGAGUCACGAGGUCGGAAUGAGGUCUCUUGUCAUGUUGGAUGAGCAAGGCGAACAACUGGACCGUAUCGAGGAGGGUAUGGACCAGAUCAAUGCAGACAUGAAGGAGGCAGAAAAGAAUCUCACGGGGAUGGAGAAGUGCUGUGGACUGUGUGUCUUGCCUUGUAACAAGUCUGCCUCGUUCAAGGAGGAUGAGGGUACCUGGAAAGGUAAUGAUGACGGGAAGGUGGUAAAUAACCAGCCCCAGAGGGUGAUGGAUGACCGUAACGGCCUUGGACCGCAGAGUGGCUAUAUCGCCAGGAUCACCAACGAUGCUCGGGAAGACGAGAUGGAAGAGAACAUGACACAGGUGAACACGAUGAUCGGUAACUUGCGGAACAUGGCCAUCGACAUGGGCUCUGAACUGGAGAACCAGAACAGACAGAUCGACAGGAUCAAUCGCAAGGGUGAAUCCAAUGAGACAAGGAUAGCUGUGGCUAACCAGCGAGCUCACGACCUUCUCAAGUAAAUUGCAACUGCAUGUCGCUUCCCUGGUUCUGUAGUGACAGCCGGCGUGUCUCCCCUCCGUCGUGGGUGGACACGCAGGCCGCCAGCGUUAUAUCAUUAGGGGAUCAUAUUUUGAAAUUCAUAUUUAUUACUAGGAUCAGAAUAGUUUUGUAUAAUUAAUGUGAUUUUAUUGUCUAAAUAUUCUCCCAUGAUGAAUAUAGGUUUGCUUUAGAAGCACAAAAUAUAUCAGCCUAGUCUUAACAGUCGUAUGGUGGGAGCUUGUAAGUUGAAAUUUGUUUUAGAACGAAAACCUUCUCGGUUACAGUAAUUAUACCAAUUAAUUUUUCUUCAAUAAAGUAAUGUUUUCGAUGUAGAAAACUUGUGUAUUUUAUUGUGUGAUAUUUCGUGAAAUUUAUAUGGAAUUAAAUUAAUAUAUUUACAUUUAUUUUAGAUUUUAUUGUUAGCUUUCUGUGAUUUAGACUUAUUGGCUUGAUGAUUGUUAUAAUAUAUUCAUUAGUGUAGACGUUAAUAGUCUUACAGUUGUUGAUUAUUUAAGUUUAGAAGUAAAGCUAAAAAUUUGUUUAAUGAAGCACUUUUGUUGAGGUCGUGGUGAUAUUGUUCCCACCAUUGAUUCAGCUUCUUUCAUAGAAGACUGUGAUUUAAUACAUGUAGCACUUGUGUAAAAAGUUUGCUUCCUUGGAAGAAUAUUUCUAUUUUAUCCAUUGUCAGCUUGCAGACCUAACUGAUAUAAUAAAGGAAUGCAUCAUAGUUUAAUCGUAUGAAUAGCUCUUAAUUUUUGUGGAAGUAUUUUUGAAACAUCUUGGUAUAUUUUGUAAAGUUUUGUCUGUCGUAAUGUACCGCAACUAGUGCGUAGCCCGUAUUUAAAGCCACAUGUAGAGUGUCGUUCUCAUUUUUGAAGAAUCCUCUUGAUUUGUUUUUGUGUAAGUUUAUGUUGGAGCAAGAUGUGCGCUCGGUUCCACUGGCCAGGUCGGUUGAUUGUUCCCAAUGAUUCAAUUCAUUGUACCGUAAGACAACUCCAAAUUUAUUUACCCUUGUACAUAGCGUAGGUGUUGCUUUGCUUACAGUUACGUGAACCAUUAUGUAUAUAUGUACAGUUGAGGAAGGUGAGAAUGCAAUGUACAUAGGCCGCAUUUAUCAAACGGGUGCGAUGGUAUUCGUUUUGUUAGCUAAUUAUAGAUUUUUAUUACCUUAAGUGAUAUGGGAAUUGGGAAAUAGAUUGCAGGAGGAUGUGACACAUUUUUGUGCUUCUCUGUGUAUUGCAAUUUGGAUAUUGAUAUCAGUCACGGAAUUUUGGCAAGUUGUACACUUUUCAGAAUAUGAAAAGAACAAUCUGGGUAUUAUAUGACUGCAAACGAUUGCAAAUACAACUAGAUGUAUGAAAAUAAAAGUAUGCUAAAUAGGUGAUUGCAAAAUUUCCUUUCCAAUUGAAGAGGAAAUUGUUUAGAAUGGAGAUUUCUCUUGCAACUUAUUCUAUUAAUUUCCAUUUCUCGGCUUAGUGCCCAUUUCAAAAAUAACUUAAAUGUUAAAAAUUUAGAUCAUAGAAUUUUUAUUUACUUUAAAUAUAAUAAAUAUUAAAAGUUGCCUUUCUCACUUGCUGUAGUUAGCUGACUCUGUUGCUUUUAGUAUAAUUUUAGUCUUCCUAAAAGAAACUCUGUUAUUUUACAUAAGUUAUAACUAUUCAAUCGCAUUUGCUGUAAUUAUUGAAAUAUUUGUAUUCAGUACUUUUAAGGUCUAAAUAUAACUGUUGUGUGUAUAUUUCAAACUUGUUGGUUUUAAGAAAUUGAGAUCACUUAUUCAGUAUUGUAUCAUUAAUAAGUUUUAAAAUGGUAAUAUUAGUUUAAUUUUUCUCGUAUUAAAAUGUUAUAAAGUACCAAAUUUGCAUCUAAAGAGACUGCAGUUCUUAAAACUUUGUAUUGACAAAAAUAUUAAAUUUGCAUUAUUUCUUUUAUUUAGAAAACCUAUAUGUUUUGGUUUUACCCUGCUGAAAAUGUUUAAAGUGAAAGAAUUAGUAGUAUUUAGCAGAACUUCAAAUUUAAAACCCAUAAAUUAAAUUUGUUGAGUUGCAUUGCCAGUUUAUUGCUUGACAUUUUAUGACUGCUCAAAAAAGUAUUAGAAUUUAGAAUCGUUGUAAAGUGGCUCUAGUUUAGCUUGCUUUUCUACAAAAUUACUCUAGUGCCAGACAAGUAAUUCUCUGCCAUAUCUGCUGGUUAAAGCUGUCCAUUCCCAUGUGAGCCUGUUGGUACGUUUGUGAGGGAAGUAUUCUCAUAGGACAUAAAGUAAAUUUUUAUUUUUAAAUUUUUAGGUUUGAGUAAAGUCUAUUUUCUUAUGUCUCAUAAAACUAAACUCAUAGUUUCUAAAUGGUAACCAGUAGAAUAUGUUUUUUAGUUGCAUGGUACAUCAGUUUUGUCCACUGUGGCAUAUAAAAUAUUGUUGUGACUAAAUUUUUAAUUUGAAAGUUCAUGCAGUAUUUGUAAAUAAUACUGCAAAAAUCAUGGAUUCUAAUUGUGUUUCUCAGUUAACAUUUUUAACAUAGCGCUCAACAGUUUAAAUGCUAGUAAUGGGAAGGAGAUGAAAAAUGGACUUCGUGAUCUUUUUCCUGCCUUUCUAAAUCAUUUGCAAUUAAAAUUUCAAUAGCUAAAAAAUUAAAACUGCUAUAAAAUGCUUCAUAAAAGUUGUCCAUUUCUCCAUGCAGUGGAUGGUUUUUCAUAAUGAAUCCUUUAAAAGUAGUUGAAAUCUAAUUUCCAAUAUAGUCUGCUUACUUGGAACAGUAGGAAAAGAACGAUUGUAUAGCGAAUGAGGCAGUGGGGUGGAUGAUGUGCUAGAUGUACUACACUGUUGUAAGCGACUUUCUCUAUUGGUUUUGAAAAAAUCAGUGGUUUGUUUGUAAAAAAUAUAUUUAAAGCACAAUUUCCUGAAAUAGAAUAAUGAGCAGGUUUUAUUGCAGUUUACCAUAAAUAUUUCUUUAAGUAUUUUAUGACUUUAGUUCUUCCCUCCUAACAAAGUACAAAAAUUGUAAAAAAAUUGUACAAAAUAUUGAUUUUUCAUAUACUUUACAAAAUUCGUUUAACAGUUAGGAUUCACAAGCAAUAAUUCAUAUAUCUCUAGUGAUUUUCAUGUGACUUAAAUUUGUAAUUCUAUUUAUUUCAUUUAUAAACCUACUGUUAUUUUGAAAUUACUGAAUUCUUUUUUUAGUCAAAGAUCAGUUUUUAUUUUGAAUACUUUAAAAUUUUUAAUCACUUUUCUCAAGUGUUCCAUUAUCUACAAGUUGUUUCCUGUUUAACUAAUUUGAGAUAUCGAACAAAGUUCACAUAGUAUUGAUAAGAUAUUUUUCUGAUAAGGAAGUUUGACAGUUAACGAUGGAAGUUGUUACAUUAAUUGUAUUUAAAUCCCACUAGAAACAUUGUAAAUGUUAUGUUAUAGCUUUUGAAAUCUGGUUGAAUAAAAUUAUAUACUGUGGCAAUUUAAA
This is a messenger RNA of Homalodisca vitripennis (glassy-winged sharpshooter), 4007 nucleotides long. RefSeq names its product synaptosomal-associated protein 25 (gene Snap25). Gene Ontology annotation, cellular component: SNARE complex; plasma membrane. The record is from RefSeq and is a predicted model, not a curated record. The transcript has 6 exons. Lineage: Eukaryota; Metazoa; Arthropoda; Insecta; Hemiptera; Cicadellidae. Gene Ontology annotation, biological process: exocytosis; synaptic vesicle priming; synaptic vesicle fusion to presynaptic active zone membrane. Gene Ontology annotation, molecular function: SNAP receptor activity; syntaxin binding. The coding region runs from base 18 to 542 and encodes 174 amino acids.